Theileria equi strain WA is the source of this 267-nucleotide messenger RNA. RefSeq lists its product as hypothetical. The transcript is spliced from 2 exons. The record is from RefSeq and is a predicted model, not a curated record. NCBI's taxonomy places the organism in Eukaryota, Apicomplexa, Aconoidasida, Piroplasmida, Theileriidae. Bases 1 to 267 code for a protein of 88 amino acids.
AUGCUAUCUGGGCGUGAUGGUAGUGAAAGGGACGUGGUUGACCCUUUGGGCCCACAUGUUCCCUUUGUUUCGGAAUCCGACGUUAAUUCGCUCUAUGAAAACAAGGCGUGGUUAAACUCGCCACUCGCUCAACCCAGGAGCGACAUUUUCGCAGCCUCUCAGCCGGAUUUCUCGGGGAUUAGCAACGUGACUAUUAGGUCUGUAAUUUAUGGUCGUAGGGAGUCUCUAAAAGACUUUGGUUACGGCCAGGAAAUUAGGGAAGGCUAG